UCAGUGUCUGAUGACGAAUUUCCCCACAAAUCAUUAUCACUCAAUUCUGCAAGUGGUUCUGAUUUCCUAUCGCUGUUCUCUAGCUGGUCUAAAACCGCUUUUGACCUAAAGGGACACUUUUUGGAUGCCAUGGACGUUUCUCAGUUUCCAGGCAGAAAGAACGUAAAAAUGCAGGCAGGGCACAGGACAAAGCACUAGGGACAAAAUGUAUGAAAUGGUUUGAUACAGUAAUGUUAUACUAUGUGAUUUUAGUGUAUUUAGUGAAUGUCACUUUUUCACCUUUUUAAAUUUCCCGCCGUUCCGUCCCCGUAUGUCCUGACGGGAACAGAACCCAGAAGGCAGAUGCCGGCAUCGGCUGGAAGACAUUGCCGGGGACACUGCAGG
Messenger RNA from Staurois parvus, 384 nucleotides. Lineage: Eukaryota; Metazoa; Chordata; Amphibia; Anura; Ranidae. The record is from the annotation of a GenBank genome assembly.